UCCUCCUUUGUGACGUGUAACAACAUUACCUGGGCUGUCAUGGCGGCACAGAAGAUCAAUGAGGGUCUGGAACACCUCGCGAAAGCUGAGAAAUGCCUUAAAACAGGUUUCUUAAAAUGGAAACCUGACUAUGACAGUGCAGCAUCUGAAUAUGCAAAGGCAGCUGUUGCUUUUAAGAAUGCCAAACAGUAUGACCAAGCAAAAGAAGCUUAUUUAAAGGAAGCUGAAUCGUAUGAGAAUCACAAAGCUCUUUUCCAUGCAGCUAAAGCGUAUGAACAAGCUGGGAUGAUGUUAAAGGAGAUGCAGAAACUUCCGGAAGCUGUCCAGCUAAUAGAAAAAGCCUGUAUGAUGUAUCUAGAAAAUGGAACCCCUGACACUGCAGCAAUGGCAUUGGAACGAGCUGGAAAGUUAAUAGAGAAUCUGAACCUGGAAAAAGCUGUCCAGCUCUAUCAACAAUCUGCUUCUGUUUUUGAGAAUGAAGACCGUUUACGCCAAGCAGUGGAACUUGUAGGUAAAGCUUCAAGACUUCUAGUGAGAGCUCGCCGGUUAGAUGAGGCAGUAGCAUCGAUCCAGAAGGAAAAGAAUAUGUAUAAAGAAAUAGAAAAUUAUCCCACUUGCUAUAAGAAAGCAAUUGCUCAAGUGUUAGUACAUCUUCACAGAAAUGACUAUGUAGCUGCUGAAAAAUGUGUCAGAGAAACCUAUAGUAUACCUGGUUUUAAUGGCAGUGAAGACUGUGCUGCCUUGGAACAGCUUCUAGAGGGUUAUGAUCAGCAAGACCAGGAUCAGGUGUCUGAUGUUUGUAACUCACCGCUUUUUAAAUACAUGGAUAAUGAUUAUGCUAAGCUUGCUUUAAGUUUGGCAGUUCCUGGAGGUGGGAUAAAAAAGAAAUCCCCUGCAACUUCACAGGAUGGAGUACCAGCAACUGCUCAAGGAUCGGCUCAAGUAGAUGAAGAUGAUGAAUAUUCAGGAGGACUUUGUUAAUAUCAAUAGCUUGCAUUGAUUGAAUAUGUAUCUAUGAUUCUGGCAUCAGAUUUACUGGAUAAUGUGAUGAUACGGAUAUAAAGUUGGGAUACAAAUGAAUAGUAUUUAUGUAUUGUGGAAAAACAAUUUACAUAUUUCUGCACUUUCUGUUGCCAUUCAAUGCCGUUAUGUAACUUGGCAGAGUGUAUGUAAGGCUGCUGCGCCCCAGUUCAUAAUAAUGUGUAAAGUGACUGUAUUUAGGAUCACAUAUAAUUACAGCAUGAGUUUAGUCACCUAGAUUGAUCAUGUGGUCUCAUAUUAUUGAGCCCCUGUCUGUAUUUAUACAAAUAUGUAAUACUGGUUUUCUGUAAAUGACUGGAAUAUUAAAUAUUUAAAUAUAAACCUCUAUCGGAUUGUAUAUGCUACUAAUACGUGGCACUUUGUUGUAUGUGUGUCUAUACAAGUUAUUUAGUUUGUUUAUACACAUAUAGUAUUCUACUGGUUUUAUGUUUUGUCAUAUUUUAAACAGGCUAUAUAAUUAAGACUGUUGAUUAUUGUGAUGCAAAUAUAAUUUUUUUUUGUGUUAAAAGCUCUUGCACUAGAACUCACAGCAUGUUGUCUAAGUACUUCUUCAAACAAUACAUUUCUUUUUCAGCUGAUCUGUGUGCACAUUCUGCAUAAAAUGUAUUCGACUGUAAUAUCUUCACAAAAUAAUUAUAAACAUUCUUAUAAUAGUUCAUAUUCAAACAAGAUUUUUUUAUUUGAAUUCAACCAUAAGUGACUGGUUAUUGUAACAAUUUUCAAUGAACCAGGAACAUUUUCAUUGUUAAAUAUUUGUAGGAAAGUAAGAUUUUGUUUUUUUUGAAUGCAAAUAUAUGUAAUCGUAAUGUUAAAUGAUCCUAUGUAUCAAUGUCUUCUCACCUGAUACUCCUAAGUAUAAUUUAUCUAGUAGAACUGAGUAAGUCCAAACAUUUUAGUAAAAAAAAAAAAAACAUGGGGGAGUAAUUUUAAACUAUCAACCACCUGGACUUGUAAUUAUAGAAUGAAUGUCUGGUGUGGGUUUGUACUUAAAAACAUUCCUUCUGCAUUCUUUUAGUUUUAGAGUUAAUAUCAAUUUGUCUCUUGCGUUGCGUCAAGUGAUUUAUGUUAUGAUUUUAUGGUUGUUUAUCAAACAUAUAUAGUUUGUGACUGGUAAAAAUCUGCACAAUUUUCCAUACUUUGCUAUAAAAAAAAAGUAAAAAAAAAAAAGUUCCCAAAAUCAGGGUGUGUGUUCUAAAAGAAGAAUUCUCACCUUUCACAAUUAUUACAGACAUUGGCUAAAUGUGUGAUUUGAUGACGUUAAAGUGACAGUCUUCUUGAAAAUGUUUGUUUAAAAUGAUAGCUAAUCCCUUUUUAACCAUUCCCAGUUUUGCAUAACCAACAUGGUUAUAUUAAUAUACUUUUUACCUCUGUGAUUACCUUGUAUGUAAGCCUCUGCAGACUGCCCCUUUAUCUCAGUUCUUUUUACAGACUUGUUUUUUUAGCCAAUCAGUGCUGACUCCUGCAAUGUUAUUUAUAUGGCACACAUGAACUAGCAGUGUUUGGCUGUGAAAAGCUAAUAAAAUGCACUGAGAUAAGAGGCGGCCUGUAGUGACUUAGAAACUGGCAAAUAUUUAGUGGUUUAGAGGUUAUAAAGUAUAUUUAUAUAUGAAUGUUGGUUGUGCAAAGCUGGGAAAAAAUGUUGCUUUUCUUUAAACAUUGACAUCUUUCUAAAAUAAUCUAUUUGUUUGUUACUAGAGGGCUUAACAAUGUUUGUUCCAAAAUCAAGGCUCUUUGACCUUAAUAACUCUGUAUGUAUAUCAAUGUGGGAAACACAGUAUUUCCUGUGUGACCCCUAUUCAAUUCAAAAUGUUUUGCCUCACAUGGCUUUUUGGUGGGUUUUCAUACUCCAUUUCAUUAGAAAUAUCCAUUGAGACCCCUUUAUCACCAGCUUUUCAAAUAUGUUACUAGUACAAUAAUUUGACAGGGAUAUUCCAGUCUAUAAAAAAAACACUUUUUCUAGCAGCUUCAAGUAGAAUAUUUGGACUUUUUAAAUUUAACAGCCUUUACCUCAUGAAAACUCAUUUUGCCUUGAGCAACAUAUGCUGAAUAUUCAUUUAGGAUUGCAAUUAACUGUUUUGUUGUUUAAAUGCUAAUGUGUCAAUUGCUCAAAACAAUGAGAAAGUGUUUAACACAUGUCAUAAAUUGUUAUUUCGGUAAGUGAAAAACUUGUAUUUAAACUGAUUCGGCUAUCAUUAACAAUAUUGGCUCAAUUAGCCAUUGUUUAAUUUUACUUUGUCUAUUUUUUGCUUCCUUAAAUUCCAGCAAAAACUAAUUUGCAAAGUCAAUAAUCUGCCUGUCUUCAUUUUUUUUUUUUUUUUGUGCGUGUGUUUUCCUUUCUGUAUUGUUUACAUAUUUUUUUUUUGGCUAAUUCAAAGCUCCUAAUCUAAUGGAAUGGCCAAAAAAAGAAGCCAAAAGCUCAUUUAAAGUGACAUACGAGUUUUCACCUGGAUUAGGGGACCCUCUUAUAUUUAAUGCCCCCACCAACAGAUAAAAGCUAAAUCAAAUCAAGGUCAUUUAUACGAGCCUAAUCUUUAAAGGGAUAUGAAACCCAUAAAAUUUUGUGAUUCAGAUAGAUAACCCAAUUCCCCCCCCCCCCCCAAUUUACUUAUAAUAUCAAAUUUGCUUAUUUCCCAUAAUAUUCUUUUUUUGCUGCCAUCUAGUGCUCUUGCAUAUGGGUAACGUUCUUGCUGUUGCCAUCUAGUGCUCCAGACACAUGCACGCUUAUGUCCCUGCUUUUCAACAAAAGAUACCAAGAGAACAAAGAAAAUGUGAUAAUAGAAGUAAAUUAAAAAUGUGUUUAAAAAUUGCAUGCUCUAUCUGAAUCAAGAAAGAAAAAUAUUGGGAAUCGUGUCCAUUUAAUGAUAUAAAUCAUUUGAUAUUCACUGCAGCCUCGUGGUGGAGCUGAAGGCAUUUAACACUGGAAAAGUAAAGCAUACAUUCAGCUUAUGUACAAUGUACCAGAAUUUUACAGCAAUUCUAAGAUUGUCCUCACAAACCUUUCCAAAAUAAAAUAAACGGUUUUGUGAUUUUUCUUGAAAAA
Messenger RNA from Bombina bombina (fire-bellied toad), 4081 nucleotides. RefSeq names its product NSF attachment protein gamma (gene NAPG). Gene Ontology annotation, cellular component: vacuolar membrane; SNARE complex. The coding region runs from base 40 to 981 and encodes 313 amino acids. The record is from RefSeq and is a predicted model, not a curated record. NCBI's taxonomy places the organism in Eukaryota, Metazoa, Chordata, Amphibia, Anura, Bombinatoridae. Gene Ontology annotation, molecular function: soluble NSF attachment protein activity; syntaxin binding. The transcript has 12 exons. Gene Ontology annotation, biological process: intracellular protein transport.